Molecule: messenger RNA, 2435 nt
Organism: Misgurnus anguillicaudatus (oriental weatherfish)
Lineage: Eukaryota; Metazoa; Chordata; Actinopteri; Cypriniformes; Cobitidae
Gene: cybrd1
Product: cytochrome b reductase 1
Cellular component (GO): lysosomal membrane
Molecular function (GO): oxidoreductase activity
Source: RefSeq, a predicted model, not a curated record
AACGCAGCCUCGUGUUGUGAUAUACAGAAAUGAGCCGCUGCCGACCCCUCUGCCCGUCGUCUGAACACAUCACAUGAGUCCGUUUGCGAUGAUGGAGAACAAGCAUUUUCUAAUUUUCUUCUCUCUGGCUUUGGCAGUUGGUUUUUUAUCGAUUGCGUUUGUUUUAAUUUGGGUUUUACACUUCCGAGAGGGACUCGGUUGGGAUGGAGGACUGGCUGAGUUUAACUGGCACCCGUUGUUAAUGGUCAUCGGCUUUAUUUUUCUUCAGGGAAUCGCCAUUGUGGUGUACCGGCUGCCGUGGACGUGGAAGUGCAGUAAGCAGAUGAUGAAGUUGAUCCACGCAGGGCUUCAUGUUCUUGCCUUCAUUCUAGCUGUCAUUUCUGUGGUGGCUGUGUUUGAUUUUCACAAUGCAAAGGAUAUCCCUAAUAUGUACAGUCUGCACAGCUGGCUGGGUCUGGCUGCUGUUAUCUUUUACCCAGUACAGAUAGUUAUGGGCAUCGCUGUCUACCUGAUACCUGUGAGUCCAGCGUAUGUGCGUGCUGCUUUAAUGCCUGUACACAUCUAUAGUGGCCUGUUCAUCUUUACCACCGUGAUCGCCACAGCUCUCAUGGGCAUCACAGAGAAACUUAUAUUUGCCCUGAAAAGCCCAGGUUAUAAAGACUCUCCACCAGAGGCCGUUUUGGUUAAUGUUCUCGGUCUGCUCAUCGCUGCUUUUGGUGGUCUUGUUCUCUGGAUUGCCACUCGACCCUCCUGGAAGAGACCGAGUGAACCGAUCACACAAACCCUGCACGAUACCAGCACAAGUCCAGAGGAGAUCAAAGUGGGCACUGCCAUAGCCGCAAGAUCCGAUCAAGAGUCCAGCGUUGAGACACGCAGACGUAACGAAAAAACAGAAGAAUCUGGAUAAAUCGAAUGUUAUUAAUAGAUGAAUAUCAUCAAGCGAAAUAUUUUCUUUAUCUAGAAGAGCUUUCAUACCAGACCAAGUAUUGUUUAUGUUACCCACUGGUAAUCUUUGUUAUUGUGGAAGUGUAAUGUGUUUUCAGUUUAUGAAGGGCAUUUUGACAUCUGAUUGUGAGAUAGGAAUUCAGUUGUGUAUAAUCAUACAGAAGCAUGUGAUGUCCUUUCUUACUGUUUCUUAUAUUUGCACUAUAUCAACAUUUUACACACUGUAUCUGUUAGCAGUGGCGGCGGUGACUUCUUUUUUCGAGGGCUCUCAAUGCAAAGUUCGUCACAACAUGUAUGUGAAGCCCAUCGUGCGUUUCCUUUUUUCAAAAUAUGUUUUAAGUAUCUAGAGAUCCUAUGUGCAUCACGUGUCUUGUCAAAAUAAGUGCCUGCUGCAGAUGCGUCUAAAGGGUUUAUGAUAAAAGAGACGCUUGUGUUUGCCAGAUACUCGCAUAAUCUCAUGCGUAAUCAGAAUUUACCGUUAAGUGAGAGUUUCUUGCGUGUAUUUUGUGAACGUUUUGACACGUGUGCAGCAGGCACUUAAUUUUGACAAAACAUGUGAUGCACACAGGAUCUCUCAACGCACAGAACACAUAUUUUAAAAUUAUGAACCACACACAUUACACUUCGAACACUUAUUUUGAAUUAGCGCCCCUCGGAUGAGCAGUCACGAGCCGCCACUGUCUUUUAGUCAGGGGCAUUUACAUUGUAAAAAAAGGUUUGUAGGUUUAACUUGAAAAAGUAAGUUACCUGGUAAACCAAUAAUAAUAAUUCAAUUGAAUUAACUAAAAAAAUGAAGGCAACCUUCUGAAUUGAACCUACUAUUAUUUUUUUACAGUCAUUACCAGUGUAGUUCAUUUAUUUGGUACACACACUUUUGUCCUGUUUUCAGUACAAAUAUCUAAAAAUUAUUAUAUCAAGAUAUAUUUUAUUGAUGAGCAAGAAAAUAGGUCUAAAUAUUAAAAUUUAUGUGAAUCAGCAAAAACAAAUCUGCCAAUGAAUUAAAAUUUUUUCUUUAAACUUCAAAUUAAGUGUUUAAGAAAAAAAGUUUUUUUUCUUACACAAUUGGCAGAUUUUUUUUGUUUUAAGCACAAAUUUACUUAAAUUGUAUAUUUUUUUGUCUAAAAACUAGACUCAUUUUGCUAAUCAAGAAUAAUGCAUCUUAAUGUGAGUUUAAUGUAAUUUUUAGAUAUUUGUACUGAAAACGAGACAAAAACUAAGUAAGAAAGUCAUUUUUUGCAGUGCACAUUGUGUUUAAAGGUUCGUAUUUGUGUUAAAAAGUAUUUUGCUGUUAGUAGGAGCAUUUAGCAUUAUUAAAAUGAUCUGUAUAUCCAAUAUUUGUGCUCUAUUUUUAUUGCAAGAUUAUUUAUCAUUCGACAUCAUGUUUUUAGUCAAUACAAAUCAAUAAUAUUUAAGCAUUUUAGUGGAUUUUCCCCAUUUUUGAAAUGAAAAUGCUGUAAGAGGGACUACAAUAAAACAUGUUUUAUACCUUA